This is a messenger RNA of Aspergillus fumigatus Af293, 420 nucleotides long. NCBI's taxonomy places the organism in Eukaryota, Fungi, Ascomycota, Eurotiomycetes, Eurotiales, Aspergillaceae. The record is from RefSeq and is a predicted model, not a curated record.
AUGAGCGUGUCCGGCCAGGAAUGGAUCACGAAGACAAUGCUCUGCCUGCAAGAGGAAUUGGUCCUCUUCACCAACGGUCCAGAGCUGCAGACCUGCAGUGAGCUGAAGCAGUAUGCCCUCAGCACACAUGCCGAAUGUUACGUGAGAAGCGGUGUCUGCACUCUGCCGAUUGAGGACUGGGGAAAGAUUUUAGAAAUUGUCGGUCCGGCUUUGAUUUCUGAACUGGAGAACUUCAAAUCGGCGUUUGAGACUGCCGGAGACUGCGUGAAGUUGUAUAUCUGGUUAUUGGGCAAGAUUUUCCACCACUCUGCGUCUUCUCUAGAUUCAAAUGAAUUUCUACAGCCUCCUGGUGGUGCGCGGGUUGAAGAUUGGGAAGGAUGGGCCGGUUCCCGGCAGCCAGUAGACAUGACUUAUAUUUGA